Messenger RNA from Punctularia strigosozonata HHB-11173 SS5, 930 nucleotides. Its product is annotated as S-adenosyl-L-methionine-dependent methyltransferase. The transcript has 3 exons. The coding region runs from base 1 to 930 and encodes 309 amino acids. The record is from RefSeq and is a predicted model, not a curated record. Lineage: Eukaryota; Fungi; Basidiomycota; Agaricomycetes; Corticiales; Punctulariaceae.
AUGUCGUACGCUAGCUCUGAGAGCGUCGGUACCACUGACACGAACCCCUGGCUCGAAGUCGGCGGCACGGAGUCGUUCUGGAACCGUAUGGCAGAGAAGUAUCCGUCGGCGACCGCGUCUAUCGGCCCGGGAAACCCCAUGUCGGGCACCGUUCCGCGCCUCCUCGAGGCGAUGCAGUUGCUCGGCCCCGAUGCCGCUACGUACGGGAAGAAGCUCAAGGUCCUCGACGUCGCAUGCGGGACGGGCGUGGUACCGAUGCUGCUCGCUAUGCACUACAAUCUCAAGGAACCGAAGGUGGAGGUGGAGGUCGUCGCCGCCGACUUCUCGGCUGAUAUGGUGGCACAUGCCGUAAAGGCAAUGCAAGAUGGCGGAUGGAAAGGUGUCAAGGUCGAGCAGAUGGACGCGCAGAAUCUUACAUAUCCUGACAACGCUUGGACGCACAUUACGUGCUCUUUCGGGGCGAUGAUCUUUCCAGAGCCAGACCUCUUCUUCGAGGCUGCUCACCGCACUCUUGCACCCGGGGGUUUGCUCGGAUUUACGGUCUGGAAGUCCGUUGGAUGGGCUGUGCUCAUCCCCGCCAUCAUCAAGCGCAUCCGCCCUUCGGAUCCUUACGGCCAGCAGCCGUUCCGGGCGUGGAGGUACAGAUGGGAGCACGCAGACUUCAUCGAGUCCAUCUUGGCCCGGCACAGUUUCGUAGGCGUAAACAUCGAGAAGAUGGAGGCGACCCUGCGGGCGCCGAACCUCGACAUGCUGAAGAAGGGUAUGUUGUCCUCGGUCGCCGAAGAGAUCGUGAAGGAUUGGAACGAGGAAGAGAAGGCGCAGUGGGGAGACGCAGUGAAUGAGGCGGCGAAGGAGGUGCUUGAAGCGCAGGAGGACGGGAGUGUGAGUAUACCGAUGGUGGCUUGGAUUGUGACUGCUAGGAAGGAUUAG